Brassica napus (rape) is the source of this 3339-nucleotide messenger RNA. RefSeq lists its product as uncharacterized. The transcript is spliced from 3 exons. The coding region runs from base 1 to 3339 and encodes 1112 amino acids. Lineage: Eukaryota; Viridiplantae; Streptophyta; Magnoliopsida; Brassicales; Brassicaceae. The record is from RefSeq and is a predicted model, not a curated record.
AUGGUCAAAGACUGGAUUAACAUCCAUAAACCUCUUUUUGAAGCAUUUUUGGAAACGCAUAUCCAUAGUAGUAAUGCAGCCAGAAUAAAUGAUGCUAUACUGGUAGUUUGGAAGUCUUUUAGGAACUACGGGCAUCACAGUUCUGGUCAGAUAAUUGUUGUUUGGGACCCUUCGGUCUCUGUAUUUAUCUACAAGGCUACAGAGCAAGCUGUUACAUAUGGAGUUCACAUUUUGUCGGAGAACAUAAAUCUUACUGUCACGUUUGUGUACGGGUUCAACGUUGUUGGAGAGAGGCAGGCGUUGUGGAAUGAACUAGUUGAGAUAAGUGAUACCCCAGCGUUGCAGAAUUCUACUUGGACCGUCCUUGGAGACUUUAAUAAGAUUUUACGCUUGGCUCACCAUUCGGGUUAUCCGUCUCAUGUGGUUGAUUCAAGUGGUAUGCAGGAGGCUAAUGAGGCUUUGCAAGAUGCGGGAUUGUUUGAGGCUCAAGCAAAAGGAACACCUUUCACGUGGUCGAAUAAUAAUGACCAGGACCCAGUCUCCAAGAGAAUUGAUCACACUCUCGUAAACCAAAUUUGGGCAGAUCAUUUUCGUGAUUCAUAUGCAGAUUUACUCGAGCCGGGGCAAUCUGAUCAUUCGCCGUGCAUAGUCAAGGUUCCAUCAUUGAGGCGACAAAGCAGGAAGCCUUUUAAGUUCUGUCACCAUAUCAUCGAUCACCCUGACUACAGCUCUGCUGAUGCUGCUGCCUGGAACCCGGGAUCAAUCACAGGCUCUGCCCAAUUCAAACUGGUCAGGACGAUGAAAAUGCUUAAAAAAGAUCUAAGAGGAAUCAACAAGCGGCACUUCAGUGGUAUUAGUGAAAGGGUGAAGGGGCAAUCUGCUAAGGUAGUGGGUUUGCAACGUCAGCUUCUUACUCAACCAAACUCGGCCCUUGCGGGAAAAGAGUACAUGGAGAGAGACAAGCUAAACCUUCUCUUAAAUGCUGAGCAGAAAUUCUUCAGACAUCGAUCUCGAGUAAGAUGGGCUGUUGUGGGAGACCGAAAUACUUCCUUCUAUCACAACACUGGCACACAGAGGAAUUCUAGAAACCAUAUUCAUUUUCUGAAGGAUGAAAACGAUAACUUCCUGGGAUCAACUGCUGACAUCAAGGCGCACUCUGUUACAUAUUUUCAGGGUAUCUUAGGGGAAACUGAUAUGCCAUUGUCUCCUUCCAGUGUAGAGUCCUUGAAAGAUUUGCUUCUCUUCAGAUGUUCGGAGUUGUCGAGAGCGUAUCUGAAAAGGGGGGUUCUUUCAGCAGAGAUCAAGGGAACAAUAUUUGCAAUGCCUCUGAGCAAGAGCCCUGGUCCGGAUGUGUACUCAGUAGAGUUUCUGAGGGCGUCAUGGGACACUGUUGGGGAGGACAUAAUAGCUGCAGUCGCUGAGUUCUUUCGGAAUGGGCGCUUAUUAAAAGACCUGAACACAACAACCAUCGUACUCAUUCCAAAAACUAGCGCUGCGUGUAGGCUUGGGGAUUUUAGGCCGAUUAGCUGUUGUAAUCUGGUUUAUAAAGUCAUCACAAAGAUUAUAGUGAACCACCUAAAGCCGAUUCUUCAGUCGAGCAUUAGUAGAAAUCAGGCUGCUUUCCUAAAGGGUCGAAGUUUAGGAGAGAACGGUCCCCUCGCGUCUGAGCUGAUAAGGAACUAUAGAUCUUCCUCAUGCCCAAGAAGAUGUAUGCUUAAGGUGGACAUAAAAAAGGCGUUCGAUACCAUUUCUUGGGACUUUAUAAUUAAACUGCUUGAUGCACAGGAUUUACCACCUUUGUUUGUCACUUGGAUUCGGGAAUGCAUUACUUCCCCUCGCUUUUCAGUGGCCAUCAAUGGAGAGUUAGCUGGAUUCUUCCUGGGCAUGAAGAGGCCUCGGCAGGGCGAUUUUAUCUCACCUUAUCUGUUCAUUAUGGCGAUGGAAGCGCUAUCUAAAUUGCUAGAUCAGGCUGUGGACGCAGGCGACCUUAGAUUACAUCCAAGCUGUCAAGAGCCAAGAGUUACUCAUCUCUUAUUUGCAGACGAUCUGUUGGUGUUUUUAGAUGGCUCUAGGCAUUCCAUUACUAGCAUUAAAAAGGUCUUGACAACAUUUAAAGAGUGGACGGGUCUGGAUAUGAAUGUAGCAAAAUCAGAGAUCUUCUUUGGGGGUUUUUCUGAGAUUGAAGCAUCAGUUAUUGCUGAUAUAUCUAGAUUUCGAAUUGAAAGUUUUCCUACUAGGUACUUGGGUCUGUCUCUUAACCCGAGUAGGAUAAGCUACGCUACCAUGCAGCCUUUUCUGGAGAGGAUCAAUUGUUGGACGGUUAAGACCCUUUCAUUUGCAGGAAAAGUCACCCUUGUAGCCUCUGUCAUACAUGGCAUGGUCAACUUCUGGAGCUCGGUCUUUGCUCUGCCAAAGAGAUUUUAUGAAAAAAUUGACUCAAUGUGCUCACCUUUCUCUGGAAAAAUAGCACUACAUCUGCUGUUGGGGCAAGAGUUAGUUGGGGUCCUUAUGGGUGGCCUGGCUGCAUUCAAAUGUCUUCAGAAGGAAGUGUUACUGACCACAGCUGAUUAUCAGCGCUUUUUUCCUACUGCAUUUGGACAGACUGGUCCUCGUUCUCUUCGGUUGGGACUUGAAUCUCAUGUUUGUCAAGCAGCUCGGAAUGGUGAUUGGACCCUGCCUCAUGCUCGUUCUGAUGUGGCUGAAACGCUACAGAUUGUUCUCACUACCAUGUCUCUACCUACGCCUGACCGCGGUUCUGAUAGGUUCUUAUGGUGUAAUGGUGCUGAUAAUUUUGUUCCUAAAUUCUCCUCAAAGGCAACAUGGCACUCGGUAAGGGAGUCAGCUGAUAUUGUUCCUUGGCACAAACUGGUCUGGUUCAAAGAGGGUGUCCCUAGAUGCUCCUUUGUUACAAGGAUGGCUGCUCUCUCGAGACUCCCAACUAGAGAUAGAUUGGCCUCCUGGAGCAUGGUUAUUCCAUUGCAGUGUGUCCUGUGUAGCUUUGGAUUAAAGUCUCAUCAACAUCUACACUUCCAAUGCCCCUUUGUUUCUUCAAUAUGGGCGCAUUUCUGUGGAAAUUCGAUCGCCUCCCCUCUAAUAUCUCUUGAUUCUGUUGCUGACAUUCUGUCUCAACAUCAUGUUGUUGAAUCUCCUGGCCUUGAGGUUGUGAUCAAGUUGUUGCUGCAGAAUAUUGUGUACUGUACUUGGAAGGAACACAAUGCGCGUAUUUUCCAGCAGGUCUCCACCUCAGAAGUUGGGGUCAUCGCUAACAUUCAUCGCCUCUUAAGGGACCGCCUCAUCUCCAUUCACCAACCACCUUCUGCUACCUCAUCUCUGUUUUAG